Messenger RNA from Kazachstania africana CBS 2517, 1575 nucleotides. It is a transcript of the gene IMD4, whose product is annotated as IMP dehydrogenase IMD4. The record is from RefSeq and is a predicted model, not a curated record. The transcript has 2 exons. Gene Ontology annotation, biological process: GTP biosynthetic process. Gene Ontology annotation, molecular function: IMP dehydrogenase activity. Bases 1 to 1575 code for a protein of 524 amino acids. Gene Ontology annotation, cellular component: cytoplasm. Lineage: Eukaryota; Fungi; Ascomycota; Saccharomycetes; Saccharomycetales; Saccharomycetaceae.
AUGACCGCUGCUAAGAGAGAUUACCGUACUGCUUUAGAGUACCUAGAAACUUUCGAAAAGAAAGAUGGUUUAUCUGUCGCUGAAUUAAUGGAUUCCACCAUCAGAGGUGGUUUGACUUACAACGAUUUCUUAGUCUUACCAGGUUUCGUCAACUUCCCAUCUUCCGAAGUUGAUUUAACCACUAAAUUAACUAAGAAGAUCUCUUUAAACACUCCAUUCGUUUCUUCUCCUAUGGACACUGUUACUGAAUCUGAAAUGGCUAUCCAUAUGGCUUUAUUAGGUGGUAUCGGUAUCAUCCAUCAUAACUGUACUCCAGAAGCUCAAGCUGCAAUGGUUAAGAGAGUUAAAACCUAUGAAAACGGUUUCAUUAACUCUCCAGUCGUCAUUUCUCCAGAAACUACUGUCGCUGAAGUUAAAGCUAUGAAGGAACAACACGGUUUCUCCGGUUUCCCAGUUACUGAAGGUGGCAAAUUCCCAGGUAAACUUUUAGGUUUAGUCACUUCUCGUGAUGUCCAAUUUUUGGAAGACGACUCCGUCAAAGUCACUGAAGUCAUGACUGCUAAUCCAAUUACCGCUAAGCACGGUAUUACCUUAUCUGAAGGUAACAAGAUUUUAAAGGACACUAAGAAGGGUAAAUUGUUACUUGUUGAUGACAAGAACAACUUAGUUUCUAUGAUUUCAAGAACUGAUUUAAUGAAAAAUCAAAACUACCCAUUAGCUUCUAAGUCUGCCUCUACCAAGCAACUUUUAUGUGGUGCUUCUAUUGGUACUAUCGACGCUGACAGGGAAAGAUUAGCUUUAUUAGUUGAAGCUGGUCUUGAUGUUGUCGUCCUAGAUUCUUCCCAAGGUAACUCCAUUUUCCAAAUUAACAUGUUGAAAUGGGUUAAACAAACUUACCCAAACCUAGAAGUUAUUGCUGGUAACGUCGCUACUAGAGAACAGGCCGCUAACUUAAUCGUUAACGGUUGUGACGCUUUAAGAAUUGGUAUGGGUACUGGUUCUAUUUGUAUCACUCAAGAAGUUAUGGCCUGUGGUAGACCACAAGCUACCGCUGUUUACAACGUCUGUAAAUUCGCUAAGGAAUUCGGUGUUCCAUGUAUGGCUGAUGGUGGUAUUCACAACAUUGGUCACAUCACUAAGGCUUUAGCUUUAGGUGCCUCUACUGUUAUGAUGGGUGGUCUCUUAGCUGGUACUACUGAAUCUCCAGGUGAAUUCUUUUUCAGAGAUGGAAAGAGAUUAAAGGUCUACCGUGGUAUGGGUUCCGUUGAUGCUAUGCAAUCCACUGGUAAGAAGGGUAACGCUUCUACUUCUCGUUAUUUCUCUGAAUCUGAUAAACUUUUGGUCGCCCAAGGUGUUUCUGGUGCCGUCGUCGACAAAGGUUCUAUCACCAAAUUCAUUCCAUAUCUAUACAGCGGUCUACAACAUUCUUGUCAAGAUAUUGGUGUUAAGAGCAUAACUUCCUUAAGAGAAGAUUCCGCUAAGGGUGAAGUCAGAUUUGAAUUCAGAACUGCUUCUGCUCAAUUAGAAGGUGGUGUUCACAACUUACAUUCUUACGAAAAACGUUUACACAAUUAA